Messenger RNA from Porites evermanni, 948 nucleotides. The record is from the annotation of a GenBank genome assembly. Lineage: Eukaryota; Metazoa; Cnidaria; Anthozoa; Scleractinia; Poritidae.
AUGGAAAACCAAGAAGCAUCUACAGAGAACUCGACCGGUAUUCCAUGGGACUGUGUUCUUGUUAAAGAGGUUCCUGUCGGCGUAGCAGCCAUAGCCUUUUUGUUGUCUUUCCUCACCGUCUUUGGAAACUCUUUGGUUGUGAUCGCAAUCGUAAAGGACCCGUUCAGUGAGCUGAGGACUAUUCCAAACUACCUCAUCUUGAAUCUGGCGGUAUGUGACCUAAUCGUAGGUAUUCCAAGCGAGCUGUUGCUGGGUUUAUCUCACUUUUAUGAAUCAUAUGAUUUGUACUAUGUGGCCUACACUUCGCUGUAUACGUCCAUGGUAGCAUCAGCCUUGACUAUACUAACACUUGCAUUUGAGCGAUACAUCAUGGUCGAAGCGCCACUUAAAAGCCACGAAUACCUGAUUCACUCACACUUAAGACUGGUCAUUGUCUACAUAUGGCUGAUUUCCCUGUGCGUGGCACUGCUUUCUUUUCUGAAUAAAUGCAACCAGGUAGAAUACAGGCUCAUAAUCACCGACGCAAUCGGAUUUCCAGUCAUGGCCCUCAUGUUUCUUAUAUACUCACGGAUAUUUUUCUUGGUGCGGAGAUGGAUUCGGCAAGAUCUCGAUUUUUCUAUUUCAGAGAGUCAAAGAUUGUUAGGCAGUGAGAAUCUUUCCGAAAACAUUCGUGCGCGUGAAAGGCACAUCGCUUUUUCAGUGUUCCUGUUUGUUGGUGUUUUUGCCCUCUGUUGGACACCAUGUUUUGUUAUGGAAAAUGUAUUUUACAAAUAUAAGAGAUCUUCGUCUCUGGCAACUGCCGCAGACUGGGUUAGGGUUUCGGGACUGUUGAGUUCAUUAUUGAAUCCCUUAAUUUACGCAUUAAGAUACGAAAAGUUUAGAAAGGCGAUUCGCCACAUUUUUGUAUCAUAUUGGUUUUAUCGGACUUACCACUUUCGUUUUCCUUAA